GUUCAGCACCAAUUGCCACGGUGCCAUGGUAAGAAGAGAAUCAGCUUUGUAGGACAGAAAACCCACGGUUAAACCUCAAGCUACCUUGAUGACCACAAAUCCUGCUUCUUAAUACAGAUUUCAGAUAUCGAAAACAUAUCCUGGAUAAACCAUCAUGAUUCCCAUCACAGAGCUCCGGUACCUUGCUGACACCCAGCCUACGUACCGUAUCCUGAAGCCAUGGUGGGACGUUUUCACCGACUACAUCUCAGUCAUCAUGCUGAUGAUUGCAGUCUUCAGUGGUACAUUGCAGGUCACUCAAGACAAGAUGAUCUGCCUGCCUUGCAAGUGGGUGGUCAACAAGUCAUGCAAGACCAUGCCUCACCAAAACACGACCGCCCUCUCUCCAUUGGAACCCAAAGGCAUUCUGUACGACCUCGACCGUCAUCAGUAUAAUUAUGUCGAUGCGGUCUGCUAUGAGAGUGAACUACAUUGGUUUGCAAAAUAUUUCCCUUAUCUGGUGCUACUCCACACCCUCAUCUUCCUGGCCUGCAGCAACUUCUGGUUCAAGUUUCCCCGCACAAGCUCAAAACUGGAGCACUUUGUCUCCAUCCUCCACAAGUGCUUUGACUCCCCGUGGACAACGAGGGCUCUGUCGGAGACCGUGGAGAAGGAAAGCGGUGCCAAACAUCUAGGAAAAAUGAGCGCUACGAUGGACAAGAAGGCCUCUGGUGUGAGCGACGAUGUUGAGGCUAGUGUGCCAAUGCUUCAACGAAAGUCCAGAAUUGACCAAGGAAUAGUAGAUCGCUCAGAAACUGGGGUUUUGGAUAAAAAAGAAGGUGAGCAGGCUAAGGCCCUUUUUGAGAAGGUGAAGAAGUUCAGGAUCCAUGUAGAGGAGGGUGACAUAGUCUACCUUCUGUACAUACGGCAGACCAUCAUCAAAGUGAUCAAGUUUUUACUGAUAAUUAGCUACACAGCCUACUAUGUACGCUACAUCAGGUUCAGUGUAAUAUGCGCAGUGAACAUUCAGAAGCUAACAGGGUACAGCACAUUCUCCUGUGCCCACCCGUUAGCAACACUUUUCAAGAUUUUGGCCUGUUUCUACAUCAGCCUGGUUGUGGUUUAUGGUCUUAUCUGCAUGUACACUCUGUGUUGGAUGCUCAGCCGCUCGCUCAAAACCUACUCGUUUGAAUCAAUCCGAGAGGAGAGCAGGUACAGCGACAUCCCUGACGUGAAGAACGACUUUGCUUUCAUGCUACACAUGAUAGAUCAGUAUGACCCUCUGUAUUCCAAGCGCUUUGCUGUGUUUCUGUCAGAGGUGAGUGAGAACAAGCUGAGGCAGCUGAACCUGAACAAUGAUUGGACACUGGAGAAGCUGAGGCAGCGCAUCACCAAGAACUCCCAGGAGAAGCUGGAGCUGCAUCUGUUCAGACUCAGUGCGAUCCCAGACCCAGUGUUUGAUCUGACCGAGCUCGAAGUGCUCAAGCUGGAGCUUAUCCCUGACUUAACGAUACCACCAACCAUCGCCCAGCUUCCCAACCUGAGAGAGAUGUGGCUUUACCACACGCCAGCUAAGAUUGAGGCUCCAGCUCUGGCUACCCUCAGGGACAACCUGAAGUCUCUCCACAUCAGGUUCAGUGACAUCAAUGAGAUCCCUCUUUGGAUCUACAGCCUGAAGGGCCUCAUUGAGUUGCACCUCACUGGGAACCUGGGCUCUGAUAACGAUAGUUUAAUUGCCAUCAAUGGGCUCAGAGAGCUCAAAAGGCUCAAAGUGCUUCGUCUGAAAACCAGCCUGACCAGGCUGCCACAGGUAGUGACAGAUGUGGGCGAGCACCUCCAAAAGCUGUCCAUCGACAACGAAGGCACCAAGCUGAUGGUUAUCAACAACCUGACGAAAAUGGUCAACCUGACGGAGCUUGAGUUUGUUCACUGUGACCUUCAACGCAUCCCUCAUUCCAUCUUUAGUCUGUACAAUCUGCAGGAGAUUGACCUUAAGGACAACAAUCUGAAAACAAUAGAGGAGGUCAUCAGCUUCCAGCACCUGCACCGGCUUGCGUGCCUGAAGCUGUGGUACAACCAUAUCAAGUACAUCCCCUAUAAAAUAGGAGUGCUUGCCGACCUGGAGAGGCUGUAUCUCAACAGGAACAAGAUUAUGGAUAUCCCCAGCGAGCUUUUCUUCUGUCGCAAGCUGCGCUUCUUAGACCUGAGUCACAACAAUCUGACCAGCAUCCAUGCUGACAUUGGCUUCCUCCAGAACCUGCAGUACUUUGCUGUAACAGCGAACCACAUCGUGACUUUACCCCCAGAGCUCUUCCAGUGUAAGAAGCUGCAUACUCUGAAUCUGGGGAGCAACUGCCUGCAGACGCUGCCAUCCCGCUUUGGAGAACUCACCGGGCUGACCCAGCUGGAGCUGAGGGGGAACCGCUUAGAAUGUCUCCCUGUGGAGCUCGGCGAGUGUCGGCUGUUGAAGAGGAGCAGCCUGGUGGUGGAGGAGAACCUGUUCAACACGCUGCCAUCAGAGGUCAAAGAGCAGCUUUUGAGGGCUGACAAGUAGCAAGCUUGGGCCAAACCCUCAGUGGUGAGCUGUAAAGGAGAGAUGGUUGAUUUGAGGGUAAAAAAACGAGCAGUGAUGUUGCUUAUGAACAGCGGCAAACUUCAGUUUGAGGUUUGCUGCGUUGUUAGCCAUGUGGGCUCAGAAAAGUGAGUAUGGACGUCGACUUUCAAGACUUCCAAAGAGAAAUCUCAUCCAACUGCAGUAGGACCUUUCUAAAGAAAACCUGUUUCGUUGAAAGAGCCAAAAAAAACAGAUGAACAGAUGUGGGCAGGGUAGAUUUUAACUGGGAUCUGUGGUGAAGAAAUGCACCGCUUUUCUCGUACUCUUUAUUUUGCUUCACAAAACGUGUCGUAUUUAGACAUGUGAAGCUAGCUUUACCUUAUUUUGCAUGACGAAGCAUCACAUACAUUACUGAUGUGUCAUAUACAUUUUGUGAGAUGGGCUUUUUAUGGGCCUCAAGAAUCUAUUUUGACUCCAGGAUACAUCAUUUGUUGCUUCGAAAUGCUUCCACACACUGGCAUCAUGUUUGUGCCUGUGAAUCAGCCUGUAUUGUGUUUGGAAGAUUCAGUCACGAAGAUUCUGUGGAUGACUGAAGGCCUCUGAGUAACAUUUUAAUUUAAUUACAUUAUUUGCUUGUUUGUUUUUGCCUUAAUUUGACAGUGGUUGGUGAAGAGGCCGACAGGAAACCCCGGGGAAAGAGAAAGGGUGUUACGUGAAAUAAAGGCCCCUGAUGAAAUGGAAUUAUUGAUGGAGUGAAUGGUAAUUCAGGAAGACGGAAACCGUGGAUGUCUUAAGCAGAAGUAUUUAUUAUAAGAGCUCAAUAUUGAGGAGACUUCUGGUUCGCUACACAGAUCAACAGGUUCACAGUGUAUCACGUCCCAAGACCGUCUG
Scophthalmus maximus (turbot) is the source of this 3424-nucleotide messenger RNA. RefSeq names its product leucine rich repeat containing 8 VRAC subunit Aa (gene lrrc8aa). Lineage: Eukaryota; Metazoa; Chordata; Actinopteri; Pleuronectiformes; Scophthalmidae. The record is from RefSeq and is a predicted model, not a curated record. The transcript has 3 exons. Bases 155 to 2533 code for a protein of 792 amino acids. Gene Ontology annotation, molecular function: protein binding.